Messenger RNA from Fonsecaea nubica, 2595 nucleotides. RefSeq lists its product as hypothetical. NCBI's taxonomy places the organism in Eukaryota, Fungi, Ascomycota, Eurotiomycetes, Chaetothyriales, Herpotrichiellaceae. The record is from RefSeq and is a predicted model, not a curated record. Gene Ontology annotation, biological process: actin cytoskeleton organization. The coding region runs from base 1 to 2595 and encodes 864 amino acids. The transcript has a single exon. Gene Ontology annotation, molecular function: actin binding; small GTPase binding.
AUGGCACCCUCCGUCCAUCAGGUUGCUCAAAUCUUUGAGGAUCCAGAACCUCAACAAAGAGGCCGAAGAGCGAACCACAACCGAGCUCCUUCAGUGGGAGACGUCCUCAGAGGACGUCAAAGGGACAACGUUAGCCCUGCAAAGCCGCAGAAACCAUCCGGUCGAGAAGUUGCCAACUCUGCCAGUCCACUUGGAGAGCGGCACAUCAACAGCCCACCACAACCGAAACGAAUUGCAACAAAAACAGGAGAUGAGCCUGGCCGUCUUGCUCUGUCCCGCACGCACAAAAAGACAGGGAGUUCGGUGUCGUUGAAAGGAAUCAUUUUGGGCAAAGAGAAGAGUGCGGAUACUGGGAGUAUUUCCCCGGUCGAGGGCAACACGGCCGACAAGAAACUUAAGAAGGUGAAAUCAGCCAGCAACCUGACUGGACUACUGAAACGGAGGUCGAAGAAAGAUCUCAGGGAAGAGAAUAACAGAAACAGCAGCAACCAAGAAAAUUGCCCUCCACCAAAGACAACACUCAGCGAGAGUCCCACUCCCAUUUGGGCACAGUUUGCGACCCAGCCUUUGGAAGCGGCGGAUGGCAAGAUGAUAUAUCCAGCUUCGAAGAGAAGGACUGUUCAAGAGGAGAUAAAUCUGUAUACCCCCAAAGACUAUUCCGAAUUUCGUCCUGCGGAACAAAGGAACUUUUAUGGCUACGGUCCAGCGGCAUCACCGGUGUUGGACUAUCAGCCACCGCAAAGACCAUUCUUGGAGCACAAAUCUAGCAGAAGCUCCAUCUUCACCGAGAACAUUGAUGAUAAUACUGAAGCGGAUAUUAAACCGCCAAAGAGUAGGGAUGGACAAAUCAGCCGCCCAGCUUCCUCUUGCAAACCUGAUGGGCAUCCCAUUACACCCAUCCAACCUCCAUCCUCAUCUCAAGCAGACCCCAAAGUCAAGCUAGGCUCGAGGGUUUUCGAGGCAAUCCAGACUUUCAAUAUGAGAGCUCGCAAGGACACCCGUCCCGUCCCAGAGCCUCUGAAUUCCGCAACCUCUCCCCUCAGUCCUCAAGAGCUGGACUCGGCGUUUGAGAAAGUGUUGGAUUCAUUGAACAUUCCACUGAAUAUGCGGGACAAUAUGCGAAACCUCAAGCCAGAUGUCAAGGCCGGCCUGAUGAAGGGUGAUCGUGUUGGCAGUGGUUCGUCUACGAUGUCAGCCAUCGCUGAUAGCACGGAGGCCAGCUCAUCAUCUAGGAACUCUCACAAAAAAGAAAAUGAGAGGCCAAGGAGCGAGGGUGAGGAGAGCAAGGAAGGCAGACGAUCCAGAUCCCGAUCCCGCCCAAGAAGUCGUAUCUUGACACUGACCAGGCGGGAAGAAGACUCUCCUACAAAGCAAGACAAGCCAAGUUCAUCCUUGAGAUCACGCAGUAAAUCCAGGAACAAAUCCGCCGACUUGACGAGCUCCAGACCCAAUUCGGCGAAAGCAAUGUCUUCGACUGUGUCGCUAACAUCCCUCAAUCCGGCAGACAGCGCUACCACUCCCGGAGAUUUCAUCCAUUACCUUCGAGAGGUACAGAAACCUGCACUCGUAGAAGUCAGCAAGCUUCACAAACUGAGGAUUCUUCUGAGGAAUGAGUCGAUUUCUUGGACGGAUCAUUUCGUCAGCAAGGGCGGCAUGGACGAGCUUGUUCAACUCUACUACCGCAUCUCCAAGAUCGAGUGGCGCGAAGAACAUGAAGACAAUCUUCUCCACGAGGCUCUGCUGUGCUUGAAGGGGUUGUGCACGACAUCCCUUGCCCUACAACGUCUGCAGCAAAUGGAAAAUGAGUUCUUCCCAGCACUCUUGCGAAUGUUAUUCGAUCCAGAGCGAAAGGGUCCAUCAGAGUUCAACACCAGAGGCGUGAUAAUCUCGCUCCUUUUUGCUCACUUGUCAGCCGAGGUCGGUUCUAGUCCGGAGGUUGUUCAAGGACGAGCACAGAAAAUCCUUGGAUUUCUCAAGGACCCCGUACCAGAGGAUGGCAAACAGCCGCUCGACUUUGUGUCACAAAUGCAUACUCCUCGACCUUACCGAGUCUGGUGCAAAGAAGUUGUUAAUGUCACGAAGGAAGUUUUCUGGAUAUUCCUGCAUCAUCUCAACGUCAUUCCCAUUAUCGAGGUUGAUGACUCAGUGGGCUAUUGUAAAGCACAUUUCCCCCCUCCUCGACCACCGCACCCGGCUGCCCCGUACGUGGGAGGCGUUGAAUGGGAAGCGACGCAGUACCUCGCUACCCAUCUGGAUCUAUUGAACGGGCUGAUAGCCUGCCUCCCGACUGCGGCGGACCGGAAUGCAUUGCGGGAAGAGCUAAAGCAAUCCGGGUUCGAGAAAGUGAUGGGCGGGAGUCUUCGAACAUGCAAAGAAAAGUUCUAUUCAGGGGUCCAUGAAGGCCUAAAGUGUUGGGUUGCAGCGGCCAAAGCAGACCAGUGGCCAGCGGAAGACGUCAGAGCAGGUCCGCCGAGAGAAACGCUUAGUCCGAGGAAGAGUCCCGUCAAGAAGAAAGGCGAUGAGCCUCCACAACUCGCUUUGGAUGUGGGUGUUGGUCACGGACAGUCAUCGAAAGUGGACGAUGGCUGGAUUUGA